AAACGAGAAAUUUGUAUUUGUUUGUUGUUUUUCGUUUAGAUCUAUUCUGCUGUGUGUUGAAUUUGAAUGAAAAUUCGUUCGUACAUGUGGAAAUGUUUAUCUGAGGUUUCACCUUCGUGACAAUCUGUAAAUAGACAUGAAAUACGAUCCAUUUUGGUAUUGUAUUGGCUUAUAUCAAUUAUUCUCUGUUGCUCUCUGUUACGCUCACUUUCUCAUCGUCAAUUCAUCAUGUGUCGUGUAAUUAUAACACGUUUUUUUCAAUUACUGUGAUACAACUGUAGUUCUCAUUAAACUAAGCACUUCUCAGAUCCAAAUUACAUUUAGAUGGCAAUUUAAAUGAUAUAUUUAAGUUAAAACUUGCGUGAUUUAGUGUCAUCGAUUCGGGAAAUCAUCAAGGAUUCGACGCAAAUCAAAACAAAUACCAUAUAUAAAAGCUCCAGAAUUUUGUGGAUAGUUUUCACCUUUUUCUAUUUGGUUGGUUGGUUACUGCGAUUACAAAAUCACGAUUUCAAAACCAAUUUUGGUGCACCACAAUUUGCGGCAGCAUAAAUUAUCAAAUUGUCACCGAUCGUUUGUAGUAAUUUCGGGAAAAAAUGCGAGUCGAUAAAAGCAAGUCAUAUGAGGAAAUCUCAUAUGAGGGAAAAGUGGCUGACGCAAUUCAAGUGCUGAACAAAACACUUGACACAUACGAAGCGAAAGAGAUUUUCCUGUCGUUUAACGGUGGCAAAGAUUGUACCGUACUAUUACACAUGUUUGUCAAUUUGUUCAACAAACGAUAUCCAAACGAAACAAUGAUCUGUUUAUACAUCCAGCCCGACAAUCCAUUUGAUGAAAUUGAAGAUUUUAUUCGCGAAUGUGAGGAAUUGUACAUGGUUAAAGUAGAACGAAUACGUGGCACUGUGAAAGCGACACUUUUUGAAAUUUGCCAAAAAUAUCCACAUCUAAAGGCAUGUGUCAUGGGAUGCCGACGAACCGAUCCAUAUUGUAGUAAUUUGAAUGUAUUCCAGAAAACCGAUAUGGGUUGGCCACAAUUGAUGCGUGUGAAUCCGCUGCUGGAAUGGACGUGCAAGAAUAUUUGGGAUUAUUUACACAAACAUAAUGUGCCUUACUGUUCGCUUUAUAAAAUUGGAUACACAUCAAUUGGGGAUCGAACGAAUACAUUACCAAAUCCACAUUUGAAGCGAAUAAGUUCGGUAACUGGGAGAGACGAGUACUUACAUGCUGAUCAGCUAAUCGAUGAAGAUGAACAUGAACGCGCUGGUCGCCUAUGACACACAACAAAAAGCAAACUUUAGCCUAUUUUACUCUUAUUUUGAAACUGAAAAAGAAAUGUUGACCUUAUGUAAUAUCCAUGUCCAUAUUGUUACUUAAAUGAGUUGUAUUUAUUUUUGUUGUAAAUUCUUCUAUUUUUUUUGUGUAUGUAUCUUUUAAAUGCGUUCUCCAAUUCUGAUGAAGUGAUAAAAAGAAAAGAAUUAUUUAAAAAAAAAAGAAAUAAAGAGAGGAAAUACGAAUAGACUUGCAUGUGUAUAUUCAGCAAAUAAAUGAAAAAUAAAUUAA
Messenger RNA from Contarinia nasturtii (swede midge), 1557 nucleotides. It is a transcript of the gene Flad2, whose product is annotated as FAD synthase. Lineage: Eukaryota; Metazoa; Arthropoda; Insecta; Diptera; Cecidomyiidae. The record is from RefSeq and is a predicted model, not a curated record. Gene Ontology annotation, biological process: FAD biosynthetic process. Bases 594 to 1271 code for a protein of 225 amino acids. The transcript has 4 exons. Gene Ontology annotation, molecular function: FMN adenylyltransferase activity.